Penicillium lagena is the source of this 1089-nucleotide messenger RNA. Its product is annotated as DXO/RAI1 family decapping nuclease. Bases 1 to 1089 code for a protein of 362 amino acids. Gene Ontology annotation, molecular function: DNA-binding transcription factor activity, RNA polymerase II-specific; mRNA 5'-diphosphatase activity; zinc ion binding. Gene Ontology annotation, biological process: nuclear-transcribed mRNA catabolic process; regulation of DNA-templated transcription; NAD-cap decapping. The record is from RefSeq and is a predicted model, not a curated record. Lineage: Eukaryota; Fungi; Ascomycota; Eurotiomycetes; Eurotiales; Aspergillaceae. Gene Ontology annotation, cellular component: nucleus; cytosol. The transcript has 6 exons.
AUGAACCGGGCGACUUUUGACAUCCAGCCCCUGCACCGCUUCGGCGGUUCCAAUACGACCAUCCGACGACCCAAACGCCGCUUUUCGCUGGGAGAUGCAUCCCUGUCUUACUACUAUCCACCGCGUCUGCCGGCGGAUCUGAAUGUUGGCUUUGACACCUUCCAGAAGCUCAACGAUGUCGCGGAUGAGCAUCUGGACGCGCUGUUGGAUACGAUCAUUGCCUAUGAGAAAGAGACCAAGAAGAAAUGCGAAACCGAUAUCGUGACUUGGCGAGGGAUGAUGACCAAAGUGAGCUACAAAUUCGAAGCAAUAUCUGUGCUUCGACAACCGUGGGAUCCGUCCUCCCGCGAGGAGAUUGAAGGGCGCGAGGAAGCAGUCGUCAACAACAGCGCGCAGUAUUGUUCUGUGGCCCGCACCGGAAUGGGUAACGUGCGCAUGAUUCUCGGCGGGGAGGUGGAUGCUGAUCCCGUCCACUGGGUUGAGCUCAAGACGUCCGCAGAGAUCCGAAAUGACCGCGACAUGGUCAAGUAUGAGCGCAAACUACUCAAAUUCUGGGCGCAAUCGUUUCUCCUAGGGGUGCCCAAGAUCAUCGUAGGGUUCCGCGACCAAAAUGGGAUUGUCCGCAGCCUGGAGGAGCUCGAGACGGCGAGUAUUCCCGGCAAAGUGAAAAAGGUGGGCAGAGGGACCUGGGAUGGGAAUAUUUGUAUCAACUUUGCGGCGGCAUUCCUUGAAUGGCUCAAACAGACCAUCCAGGAGGAUGGGUCAUGGAGAAUCCGCAAGCAAGAGAAGUCGCCGGUGAUUGAAGUGUUCAAGUUGGAGGAGCAGGGCCAUGGAGGGAUUCUGUCCCCGGCGUUUACCAGCUGGCGAUCCGCAAGUACUAUCUCCAUGAAUCAUCAAUCCCAAACUCCACCUCUUUCACUUCACCCCGGCAUGGAUUCCAGCUCCAGUACGGGUUCGCCUGGCACGGCCCCGGGGGCGAUCCGGUCGCGUAAAACGACCAGUAUCGCCAAGCGCGCAUGCGAUCAGUGCAAGUUCCGCAAGAUCAAGGUAAAUCCCUCCGGCCCCCUUUGUCGGCGCAUCGGAGGCUGA